AUGGCGGCGGACAUGAACAAGUGCUCACCUGCACCACGGCCGGCCGACAUAGCAGCUCAUGAUAGAAGCGCGGUCGCAUCAGCGAUUAAGCCGAAUAAGAAGAAGCAGCAGCAGGAGGAAGAGGGUGACGAGGAAUGGCUGAGGUACCUGGAGCCGUCCAAGCUGGAGGUGUUCGACGAGCUGGAGCCGUGGGUGGAGGCCAACGUGCUGCCUCUUCUCAAGCCCGUGGAGGCGGCGUGGCAGCCGUCAGACAUGCUGCCUGACCCGGCGAUGCUGGGGGCCGACGGCUUCCACGCGGCCUGCUCCGAGCUCCGUGCCCGCGCGGCCGGCAUCCCCGACGCGCACCUCGUGUGCCUCGUGGGCAACAUGGUCACCGAGGAGGCGCUGCCCACGUACCAGAGCAUACCCAACCGGUUCGAGGGCGUGCGCGACCUCACCGGCGACAGCGCCACCGCCUGGGCGCGCUGGAUCCGCGGCUGGUCCGCCGAGGAGAACCGCCACGGCGACGUGCUCAACAGGUACCUCUUCCUCUCCGGCCGCGUCGACAUGCGGCGGGUCGAGACGACCGUCCACCGGCUCAUCCAGUCCGGCAUGGUCAUGAACGCCGCGCGGAGCCCCUACCACGGCUUCAUCUACGUGGCCUUCCAGGAGCGCGCCACCUCCAUCUCCCACGGCAACACGGCGCGCCUCGCGAGGGAGCACGGCGACGCGGCGCUCGCGCGCGUGUGCGGCGCCAUCGCCUCCGACGAGAAGCGGCACGAGGCGGCCUACACUCGCGUCGUGGGGAAGCUGUUCGAGGUCGACCCGGACGGCGCCGUGCGGGCGCUGGCGUACAUGAUGCGCCGGCGGAUCACCAUGCCGGCGUCACUCAUGGACGACGGAUGCCACGCGCCGGGCGGCGACCUCUUCGCGGACUACGCGGCCGUGGCGCAGCAGGCCGGGGUGUACAGGGCCUCCGACUACCGCGGCAUCGUGGAGCACCUGAUCAAGCAGUGGCGCGUGGAGGAGCUGGGUGACGGGCUCUCCGGCGAAGGGAGGCGCGCCCAGGAGUACGUCUGCGCGCUGCCGCACAAGAUCCGCAGGCUGGAGGAAAGGGCCCACCACCGUAGUGCUCAGCGGCCCACAACCACAAAGUCCGUCCCGUUUAGCUGGAUCUUUUGUAGGCCCGUCAACCUCUAA
Messenger RNA from Lolium rigidum, 1179 nucleotides. Its product is annotated as acyl-[acyl-carrier-protein] desaturase 7, chloroplastic-like. Gene Ontology annotation, molecular function: stearoyl-[ACP] desaturase activity. Gene Ontology annotation, cellular component: chloroplast stroma. The record is from RefSeq and is a predicted model, not a curated record. NCBI's taxonomy places the organism in Eukaryota, Viridiplantae, Streptophyta, Magnoliopsida, Poales, Poaceae. Bases 1 to 1179 code for a protein of 392 amino acids. The transcript is spliced from 2 exons. Gene Ontology annotation, biological process: fatty acid metabolic process.